AUUUCAGUCACAGACAGACAAUCACAGUGUAAAGAUUCUGACGUGAUUUCUCUUUUUAAACUCCGUUUUUUCUUUAAGAAAAAAAAAUUAAUUAACCUUUAGGAAAAAAAGUCACAUUCUCUAUUUUAUUGCAAUUUAUUGUUUGUCUGGUAGUGUUUUAUUGGAUGUUGCUGCAAAUUAGAGUAGAAUUUCUUGGUGGAUUGAGGGAAAAAUUCGAGAGUUUAGCGUUAUAAGGAGUGUUACUUUUGAAGUGCUCGUAGAAAUCACGAUAAAUUAUGUUUUAAAAUUCAUUAGUGAUACACAACUCUCUAAACAACACAACUUAACAACAUUUGUUCGUGAAUUAAAUAGAAAAUAAAAUUAAGAGGUGGCAAGAGUAAAACUUGAAUAGCGGUUCCAUAUUGAGGGACAAGUGAAAUUGAUCAUACCUGUUUCACACCUCAUUAUGAAACAGAGGUCAUCGUGAAGGAAUUUUGUAUGUGCCAAAACUUGGUGAAACACGUUGAGUAGAUGGUUUUAUAAAGAAAAAAAAAUAAGUGGUAAUUUCUAUGAAAUAGUCCAUUGGAAGUUGAAAAUGUUGCAGAAAUACGGAAAAAUCGACGUUGAUGGAAAAAUUCAGUGCUAAGGAAGUGGUUAUUGUGGCAAUAGAAGAAGUUUAGAAACUUUCACAAAAAAAACAACAACAACUGAUUGUAAAUCAAAGCGUGUGCAGUCAAAAGAAUAUUGAAUUUUGUUUGAAAAAAAAAUUAAGCAAAAGUGUGGAGAGUGUAUGGAAAAUAAGGAAGAGGAAAAAAAAGUGUGCUUUAUCCUCAUGUAAACCAAGAAGCUUUAAUUUGAGUGUUUAAAAGUGUGUGAGAGGAGCUGAAAUGGCGAUUAAUUUGGCAUCAAAAUCACUGUCCAACAAUCUUUGGAUAUUGCUGAAUGUAUUGCUAGUGGUAUUGGAUAGCAGAGUAUAUGGACAUGUAGCCUUAACAUUCCCACCAGCCAGGAAAUAUGAUUUGGAUUUUUUGGACAAUUCAAGGACCAAAGGUCCCUGUGGGAUGCCAAAAGGUGAUUUGAGGACAUCACUGCUGUCUGGCUCAACAUUUAAUAUUACCUGGCACUUAGCGUAUCCUCAUCGGGGUGGCUUUCAAAUUCAGUUGUUGGACGAAUUAGAGCGUCCUGUGCUGGAUUUAACACCAUCGGUGAAUGGUUCAAAAUUUGUAUCUACGGAUGCCACAACUCAGCAAUAUCAAGUGCGACUUCCAUCCGACUAUGUAUGCCAAAAUUGUUCCAUUAGACUCCUGCGGCAGGCCAAUGAAUGGGUGGAUUGGUAUAGAUUCUGGUCAUGUGCAGACGUUGAUAUUGUGCCAAGAAAAGAUUUUAAGGAGACGUGCAGUAGCCAUGGGAAGUACUUUCCUGGAAGAUGCAAAUGCGAUAAGUUUUAUUACGGAGAUAGAUGCCAGUACAAAGAUGAAUGCACAGUAGACCAAGACUGUGGAAUCCAUGGAAAAUGCAUAGACUUGGAAGGUACUUCUCUGCCCAGGAGACAGUGCUACUGCAAUUUCGGUUGGUUUGGUCCAGGAUGCAAUAAAAAAUCCCCAAUAAAAUCCCUAGAUCUUGAUUAUUCUUUGUAUCAGACGAAAGAAUUAUCAAAAGAUUUUCGCAUUCACUGGCGCGUGCUGAAGGAACAGAAAGAAUUGGAGGUUAUUAUGAAAGUCAAUGGAACUUCCUGGGUGGGACUGGGGUGGCGUCCACGAGAUUUGACUGCAGAAUGCAGAAACUUUCCCAAAAUUCGUGAUAGUUGGGAUAAAGAAGGAGAACCAGAGCCAGAGCCUAAAAGUGAACCCGAACCAGAACCUGCAGGAGAGCCAGAGCCUACCGUUGAGCCAGAACCAAGUUCAGAGCCAGAAGCAGAACCAAAGAGUGAACCAGAGCCCAAGGUACCGUCAGUCGUAUCGUCUAAGUCGAAGAGAGUUGUAGCCAAUGAGGAGACAACAAAUAAGGAAGGAAUCACAUUGUCAACGAGCGUUUCAUAUAGAGUUAGUGCAAAAACAGGAAGACGACGUAGAGCAACGUCAAAUAUACAUCCAACGCCAGAGCCUACACCUCAAUCCCAAACGGACGAAGCAGGAACAUCAACCCCUGAGCCAGAACCUGAAAGUUCAGCUGAACCAAAUGCAGAACCAAGUACUGAAAGACAGGAUUUUGACAAUUCAUCAACACCAGUUAGUGAACCAGAACCUAAGAGUGAACCUGAACCUAAAAGCGAACCAGAACCCAAAAGUGAACCUGAACCUAAAAGCGAACCCGAACCCAAAAGCGAACCAGAACCUAAAAGUGAGCCAGAACCUAAAAGUGAACCGGAGCCUAAAAGUGAACCAGAACCUAAAAGUGAACCAGAGCCUAAAAGCGAACCUGAACCCAAAAGCGAACCAGAACCUAAAAGUGAACCAGAGCCUAAAAGCGAACCGGAACCUAAAAGCGAACCGGAACUUAAAAGCGAACCAGAACCUAAAAGCGAACCAGAACCAAAAAGCAAUCAACAACUUAAAAGUGAACCCGCUGGUGGUAGAAAUCAAAAGGAUAAAGGAAAGCCAAAGCUUAACAAAUGGACUCCGACGCAGGAUUUCAAGGGAAUGGACUGCACGGACAUUAUCAUUGGAAGUGCUCGGGGGAAUGCAUCAAGAAUUCUGGACUACUACACAAGAGAUCGCUCAACUCCACGUCUCGAUGAUUUCUGGGGUGGGAAGUUUGACUUGACAGCAGCAACUGGAUUUGAGAGCGAUGGCGUGACUACAAUAGCUUUUAGGAGAAAAUUGGAUGCACAGGAACCAUCUGAUCACUCCAUUGUGGAUGAUCUGAUGAGUGUUAUUUGGGCACGUGGACAGGAACCAGGACGAUAUGUCCACAGUCCACUAUCUGGCUUGGAGACAGAGAUGGCAUCAGUGCCAGAUUUCUACAAGCCGGAUGAGCUCAAGUAUCACGGGGGCAAAAUGCAACGUGGUCUGGCAUCCAUUAAUUUCCUGGAGGUCCCGAAGAAAGACAUGUCAUCGAAGAAAUCAACACAGUUGCUGGACAAUGAUUGUCGUGGCCAUUGGCGUUAUCCUCACAAUUGCUCUCCUGACAAUCACACGUGUGAAUACUAUGCCAGGUGGGAGACAAUUGGACGUGGAGAUGAGAUGCGAUUCCACAUUGAGACAAGCCAUACGGACACAUGGACGGGAAUUGGAUUCAGUGAGGAUGAUAAAAUGCCCCAGACGGAUGCAGUCAUUGGUUGGGUGGAUAAGACAGGCAGGCCAUUCUUGAUGGAUAUGUGGAUUGUGGGCAAGCAGAGUCCUAUCCUCGAUUCUCUGCCGUAUCGGCAGGAUAUUUACGACACAACUGGUCGCAUUCAGGAUGGUGUGACCAUUCUAGAGUUCACCAGGAAGCGUGUUAGCGACGAUGCCCAUGAUUUAUCUUUCACCGAUGAUCAUUGUCUCUACCUGAUGUUCCCAAUUGUUGGCGGGAGCUUCAAUGCGGUCAAUAAGAAAAUCCGACGCCACGAGCAGACUCCCGUUGUUACAGAUGUCAGAGUUUGCAUAAAGUCGUGCGGAAAGGAACUUGAAGCCCUCAACAAUGUGCCACCUACAAAUGCCCCUGAUCGCCUUGUCUAUGCCGUUGGGGUAAAAUUGCAGAAUCUCGCAGAAUCAUUUGAAGCACCAGUCAAGGGCAGUUUGGAAUUUGAAACACUUGCCAAUACCAUCAAGGAUUCAUUUAGUGGGGUAUUGCAGGAUCUUCCUGGAUACUAUAUGACCGAUGUUAAAGAAUUCGAAACAACGGGUGACAGUGUUGUGGCCAAGAUGAACAUACUCUUCGAUAAGGCAGCUUACGAGAAAGGAAGGACACUUGAGACAGAAGUUAGGAGCAAUGAUUUGAAUGAGUCAGAAGAAGAAAUGAGAGAGGGAAAACUCGUUAAACGUGCUCUUCUGGACAGUGUGACAACAGGAAAAGUUGGAUCAUUAUCUGUUGAUCCCAAUUAUCUAGACUUUGAGCCAGUUGAAUAUAUUACUAAUCGCGAAGAGGAAAAAGGUUCAUCAUUCUUCCAGCUUUCUGAGACGAGAUUGUACACUGUUCUGGGAUGUAUUUUGGCCCUUAUCAUUGUGGCACUUCUUCAAGUCACAUGCACAAUCUAUAAGACAUCGAGGAAGAAGCACAAUCAAAAGGAUCAAUUGAUUCCCAAUUCAGCAUGGAAGGACUAUUCAUCAAACACAAAUUAUGCGUUUGAUGCUUUUGGGGAAACGGUGGAAGAGAAGAAUGGAAAAUCUAGGAGUCGCACAUCGAGCAGUCAGCAAACUCUGCCAAUGUCUCAUUCUCCAGCCAAAACACAGUACUACGAUAAUUCACGAAAUGGGACCAAUUCGAGGCACCAGAAUGGUGUAGGAGGAAAUGAAUCACGCUAUCAAAAUGGUCACAAUGUUGCGGAGGGAGGACGAGGAGGAGCCUACAAUCAUGGCAAUAGUAAUGUAGAUCAUAUCCCGAGAGCCAGUCACUAUGCCGACCGAACAUAUUCGCUGCCCAGGACGCAGCAGCAGCAGCAACUUGUCGGCUACUAUACUCAGGACCGACGACAUCGUCAACCGCACUAUCAGCAACAAUCUAUGUCCAGUGGGAUCGACACGCCCGAUUUCUACUUCAUGCCAUCCCAGAGGAAGUAUUCGGGGGAGGUGGUGAGGGUUUAUGUGGACUACAACAAAGAACCCAAGGACUAGACAGAGUAUCUCAUUGCAUUAUGGACACGAAUGUGAUACCAAGUUAGAGCAAUUAAUACUCAUGAAAUCAAUCAAAAGAACAAUUUAUUAAACCAAGAAAGUGUCUUAAAGAAUUGAUGAACAAAUUAAGUGCCCCAAAGUCAUCCAAUCCUUCAUUUAUUCUCGCAUUUCGGGGAGAAAAAAAAAACAGUUUAUUUCAGGUCAGUUAAGUUCUAAGAGGAUCUUUUCUUUACGAAAGUAAUUUUUACUCCAACUAAUCCCCCAACUGUAGAAGUACUUUUAUGCCCUUUCCCCAAAAAUUAAAAAAAAAAGAUAAUUGCAGUAUUUUUGGCGGUAAUGAAACAUUUGAAUACAAAUAACCUUUAUCUUCUAAUAUUUUCGAACAAAAAAAAAUUAUUUUACGUCCCAUUUAUUUUAUUUCUUGGCGAUAAAAUCCCCAACAAAUUGUGUAAAUAUUUGUGAAUGGUAUAUUCAUAAACAGUGCAUGUAUAUAUGUAAAAAUAUAUUACAUAAAAAUUAAA
Molecule: messenger RNA, 5251 nt
Organism: Phlebotomus papatasi
Lineage: Eukaryota; Metazoa; Arthropoda; Insecta; Diptera; Psychodidae
Gene: nahoda
Exons: 13
Coding region: 867-4730 (1287 amino acids)
Source: RefSeq, a predicted model, not a curated record